This is a messenger RNA of Pogonomyrmex barbatus (red harvester ant), 2083 nucleotides long. Its product is annotated as UDP-glucosyltransferase 2-like. The record is from RefSeq and is a predicted model, not a curated record. Gene Ontology annotation, molecular function: UDP-glycosyltransferase activity. Lineage: Eukaryota; Metazoa; Arthropoda; Insecta; Hymenoptera; Formicidae.
GAUACGUCUUUUCAAGUGAUAUCAUCUAAGUAUCAGCUAGUAUAUUGUUAAAAACAAAUUCGAUUGUGAAAAAUAAUAAAACAAGUCACACAACUUAUUAAUACGUAAAAUGAAACUGAUUAUCAGUAUUUCGCCAAUUAUCACAAUUUUAUGGAUUCUGGUUAUGAGUAAUCUAGUUUGCAGUAAAAGGCUAUUGAUUAUUACUCCAGUUCCAUCAUAUAGUCAUCAGAUAGUACUUCAAACAAUAAAUCUUGCUUUGAACAAGCGGGGACAUGAGAUAGUCACAUUGACUCCUAAUAUCUUAAGCAAUCCUAAUAUAACUAACUACACGGAAAUACACUUCCACAGAAAUAAACUAAAUAGUUUUGAAUAUGAAAAAAUUGCUAAUAUUGACAUAAGUCAAGUUCGUUGGAAUCUUAGACUAUUAGCAGAAUUGAAGAUAAGGGCACAGUUGCUAGGUCAUGAUAUUGCGAAUAAUGUUCUCAGUCAUCCUGAUCUUAUGAAAUAUUACGCGAAAGGAACUAAUGCAAAAUUUGAUGCGGUGAUAACGGAAAUGUUUACUCCUGCGACCUACAUGCUAGCGCACAGAUUUAAUGCUCCUUUAAUAGGUAUUCUGACUUUGGGUUUGCAAAAUUACCAUCGUUUUAAUUUGGGCAGUCCUGUACUAUCAUCGCAUUCUUCGAAUUGGGAGCUCAAAAAUCAUACAGGAUUAAACCUAUCAUUUUGGAAGCGAUUGGAGAAUUUCAUCAAUACUUGGUGGGAUAUAUACUCAUGGUAUAAUGAUUUCAUAUAUAAUCAACAAAAGAUAGCCGAAAAGUAUUUUGGACAGGAUAUACCGUAUAUUACCGAUGUCGCAAAGAAUAUGAGUCUUAUUUUGAUCAAUCAAGAACCAUCGUUUGCAUAUGCGAGACCCGAAAUACCUAAUGUUAUCCAUUUCAGCGGAAUACAUAUUGCAAAGACACCGCCAUUAUUACCGAAAGAUUUAAAAAAAUUCUUGGAUGAAGCGACAAAUGGCUUUAUUUAUAUUAGUCUGGGAUCAAUCAGGAAAAGUCAAUUAUUGCCGCCGAAAAUUCUGGAGAUAUUUGUAAAUACCUUUGCUAACUUGAAGUAUAAAGUAUUGUGGAAAUUCGAGAAUGAUAACUUCGAUGUUCCUUCAAAUGUUUUUACCUCGAAAUGGGUUCCGCAGCAGGGUGUGCUGGCUCAUCCAAACAUCAAGCUCUUCAUUUAUCAAGGCGGACUACAGAGUACCGAAGAAGCGGUUCAUUACGCCGUCCCACUCAUAGGAAUACCAUUUCUCUUCGAUCAGGUGUGCCAUGUUAUGAAAAUGGUUUCUCUGGGAGUUGCAAGAUACCUAGACAUAGUCCAGCUUACGACAUCGGAAUUGCACGACGCUAUAUUGGAAGUCAUCGAUGAUAAGGGAUACAAAGAUAAGAUGUUAGAGCUACGUGCUCUCACAAAGGACAAGCCUUAUGAUAGCUUAGAGAAUAUUAUAUGGUGGAUCGAGUUCGUAAUGCGUCACAAUGGCGCACCUCAUUUACGUUUCAAUAGAGUCGAUACCGCGUGGUAUCAGCAAUUCGAUUUCGACAUUAUCGUAUUCCUGACGAUAACAUCAUUUUCAGUUUUAUGCGUUCUUUUAAUCAUUAUAGGAUGGGUUUCAAAGAAGGUAUAUACGUAUUACGAUAUAGGAAAUAGAUGUCCACUUCGUAAAUGGAUUAGAAAUAAGAUGAAAACGGCAUAAUUAAGUUUUGUAAAUUAAAAGAACAAGUUAUCAUUGCAUAAAUGUCUUUUACAAAGUAAAUAUUAUAUCAAACUAUGUGAAAUAGUCGUGAAAGUGAACCGCUUUCAUCCCUCACUUUCAUGUGGAUUUUACAAUCAUACUCAUACGAAAAGUAGAGAAACAAGAAACUCGAAGAAAGUGAGGGCAAUUUUCGGCAGAAACGCUGUGAAUAUAAAACUGGUGGUUAAGUGAAAUGGAUUUUGUAGACAUACGAAAUUGCAUCCCGAGAUCCAUUAUGUUCAUUUGCAUACUCAUAGAAUUACGAGAUAUUAAAUUAUAAAAAGUAAAAGAAGACUAAACAAAAAA